AUGGUAAACAUGGAGACAUUCGGGCUUGACCUUAAUCAUCUCAUGAGUAUCUUCAAAGAAUCCGAGACAUAUCGAGCACUUGCUUUUUUCGCAACAAUGUCUGAGUUCAUCAUUAAUGUGUUGUGCAAGAAUCUGGGCAGCUUCUUAAUGGUGGCGGUAGCGAGCCCUAGCAAUUCAGUCAAAAGAGUUAGAAGAAUCGAAACCUUAUUAACUACUGUUGUGGUUGUGGAACUCAAGAAGGAAGAAAAAGACGGUGAGGAUGAGGACAAUUGCAAAGACAAAAAUAAGUAUUAUGAGGAGGGCAUGACCAUGGAGUAUUUGACAACUGAAGAGACCAUGGGAGAGAUAUUGGGUGGCGGAGGAAGUGGUGGCUAUGGAGUG
This is a messenger RNA of Ilex paraguariensis (yerba mate), 381 nucleotides long. Lineage: Eukaryota; Viridiplantae; Streptophyta; Magnoliopsida; Aquifoliales; Aquifoliaceae. The record is from the annotation of a GenBank genome assembly.